GCACCUCCCGCCCGGAGCGCGGAGCCGCCCGCGGCGGAGCGGGAGCGGGGCCGGAGCGGGACGUGCCCAGCGCGGAGCCCGGACCGAGCCCGCCGGACCCGGCAGCCGAUACUGGGAUGACUGGAAUUCAAGAUAUUUGAUUCCCGCUCUUACCCUGAGGUAGAGGAAAUAAGCACGAGAAAUUUCUACAGCUCAGUAGGGAAAGGAUCUUUCAUACUGAACUCUGCUCUGAAAAACGAGAAAGCCUCUCCUCUGUGGAAUUGAAAUAAAUAUUUGACAGUUGCCUUGAAUAAAAAUUAAGCAAAAAUGUCUAUCAUAGAUCCUUACCAGCACAUUGUGGUGGAGCACCAGUACUCACACAUAUUCACUGUGACAGUAAGGAAAGCCACAAAUGUCACCAAGGGAGCCAUUGGUGACAUGCUUGACACUCCAGACCCCUACGUGGAGCUGUUCAUCCCGACCGCCCCCGACUGCAGGAAGAGAACGAAGCAUUUCAACAACGACGUGAACCCCGUGUGGAACGAGACCUUUGAGUUCAUCCUGGACCCCAACCUGGAGAAUGUCCUGGAGGUUACUCUGAUGGAUGCCAACUACGUUAUGGACGAGACUCUUGGCACAUCCACAUUUCCCAUCUCUUCUCUGAAACUGGGAGAAAAGAAGGAGGUCCAGUUGACUUUCAAUGAUGUCACAGAAAUGACUUUGGAAUUGUCUCUUGAAGUAUGCUCUUCCACAGAUCUCCGGUUCAGCAUGGCCCUGUGCGAUGAGGAGAAGAAAUUUCGGCAGCAGAGGAGAGAUAACAUCAUGCACAGCAUCAAAUCAUUCCUAGGAGAGGAAAACAGCAAGAACUUGACCACUGCCCGUGAUGUCCCAGUCAUAGCGGUCCUGGGCUCGGGAGGUGGAUUUCGUGCCAUGGUGGGGUUUGCUGGAGUCAUGAAAGCACUUUAUGAAUCCGGAGUUUUGGACUGUGCCACUUAUAUUGCUGGGCUCUCUGGAUCCACCUGGGUGGAGAAUUCCUUUCCUGGCAGGAGAGGCAGGUACAUGUCAACUUUGUAUUCACACCCAGACUUUCCAUCAAAGGGCCCAAAAGAGAUCAAUGAAGAGCUGAUGAACUCUGUGAGCCACAACCCCCUCCUGCUGCUCACUCCUCAGAAAGUCAAACGCUACAUCGAAGCCCUGUGGAAUAAGAAGAGUUCAGGGCAGCCUGUCACCUUCACAGAUAUCUUUGGAAUGCUGAUAGGGGAAACACUUAUCCAUGAUAGAAUGGACACCACUUUGAGCAGCAUGAAAGAGAAAACCAAUAAUGCCCAGUGUGCUCUGCCACUCUUUACGUGUCUCCAUGUGAAACCAGACGUGUCAGAGCUGAUGUUUGCAGACUGGGUGGAAUUCAGUCCCUAUGAGAUUGGUAUGGCCAAAUAUGGCACUUUUAUGUCUCCUGAUUUGUUUGGCAGCAAGUUUUUCAUGGGGACAGUGGUGAAGAAGUACAAUGAAAAUCCCUUGCAUUUCCUCAUGGGUGUUUGGGGCAGUGCAUUUUCCAUAUUAUUUAACAGAGUGCUUGGUGUCUCCAACUCUCAGAAUAAAGGUCCCACCAUGGAAGAAGAAUUAGAAAAUAUCAGGCUCAAGCACCUCGUGAGCAAUGACAGCUCAGACAGUGAAGAUGAAUCACAGCAUCCAAAAGGCACCGGGAGCGCCGAGGCCCGGCCGGAGCAGCAGGAGAGGAGCCAGGAGAGGAGCCAGGAGAGCAGCCAGGAGAGGAGCCAGGAGAGGAGCCAGGAGAGCAGCCAGGAGAGCUGGGUGCAGCGCAUGCUCAUGGCCCUGGUGGGGGACAGUGCCCUCUUCAACACCCGGGAGGGCCGUGCUGGCAAGGUGCACAACUUCAUGCUGGGGCUGAACCUCAACAGCUGCUACCCCCUGUCCCCCCUGGCAGAGCUGCUCACCCAGGAGUCCGUGGAGGAGGACGAGCUCGACGCGGCCGUUGCAGAUCCUGAUGAGUUUGAGAGGAUCUAUGAGCCACUGGAUGUGAAGAGCAAGAAGAUUCACAUUGUGGACAGUGGGCUGACGUUUAACCUGCCAUACCCCCUCAUCCUGAGGCCUCAGAGAGGCGUCGAUCUCAUCAUCUCUUUUGAUUUCUCAGCGAGGCCAAGUGAUUCCAGCCCUCCUUUCAAGGAAAUUCUGCUGGCUGAGAAAUGGGCUCGAAUGAACAAGCUGCCUUUCCCCAAAAUAGACCCCAAUGUGUUUGACAGAGAGGGCCUGAAGGAGUGCUACGUGUUCAAACCAAAGGACACCUCUUCAGAGAAGGACUGUCCCACCAUAAUCCAUUUUGUCUUGGCCAACAUCGACUUCAGGAAGUACAAAGCUCCAGGUGUUCCCAGGGAAACACAGGAAGAGAAGGAUUUUGCAGACUUUGACAUUUUUGAUGAUCCAAAUACACCUUUCUCUACCUUCAACUUCCAAUAUCCCAACGAGGCUUUCAAGAGGCUCCAUGACCUGAUGGAGUUCAACACCCUCAAUAACAUAGAUGUGAUCCGGGAGGCCGUGCUGGAGAGCAUCGAGUACCGCAAGGAGAACCCGUCGCGCUGCUCGGUGUCCCUGAGCAGUGUGGAGGCCAGGAGGUUCUUCAACAAGAGCCACCUCAACAACAACCACACGUAGAGGCCGUGCCCGGGCCCUGCUCCUGCCCCUACAGCUGGAGCCACAGCCCCUCCAGCAGCUCCUCCUCCACACGUUUCCUUGGGGCUUCUCGAGUUCCAGUAUCGUUUUGUACUGCUGUUUUUAUAAACUAAACACAUUUCAGUAUGCUGAGAUCCUGAUUUUAACAGAUGUGCAGUUAGGGGAGUUUUUUUUGAGAUCAUCGGGUUCAGGGUCUUUUUUUUUUCCCUCCCUUAUAAAAUUGUAAACAUUGGUUUCUUUUGGGGGGGGGUAAUUGAUUUUUAAUUGAUGUAAACUGGGUGUAGCUUGAAAGAUAAGAUGGGAUUAGAAAGAAAUAAGAUUGAAAUCCACCUUUCUGCUGUUUCACAACAUCUGUACCACUUAGCAAAACCCCAAACCUCUUACAUUUUCUUUUUUGAUCCUCCAAGUUACAUUGCUUGAAUCCUUGAGCUACUGGCACCUGUGUGUUAAAUUAUUGUUAGUUUGUGUAUUCCUGACCAAAAUGUUUAUACAUGACUUGACAGUGAUUUUUGCAUUUGACCAUGAUUGAACCAUCACAUUUCUGCAGAGGGACAGUGGGAAUGUUUACUGGGGAUGGAUAUUGUGCCCAGGUAAGAAUGUGAAGUAGUUCAUGUCUUAAGGGUUAUUUGAAAUAAUAUUUUUGAGUCCUGUAAAUAAUAAAAGAUGGUGCAGAGCCACAGAUUGUUUCAGUCCCAUCUCAACAAGUGUUGAGGUAACUCUGCAAACGCACAGAAAAUGCAGUGGCAUCUCCAAAGACUUUAAUUGCUAAAAUCUGUAAGUCCACGGGAAGGGAAGUAAUUAAAAUGCAUUUAUUUUAACAGCCACUGCAUCCCAGAAUCCUGGAAUGCUUUGGAUGACCUUAAAGCUCACAUUGUUCCACCCCUUGCCAUGGGCAGGGACACCUCCACUAUCCCAGGUUGCUCUAAGUCUACAUGCAGUGUUCUGUGAUUAAAUAACAUUUUCUGCAUUGAUCAGUAGGUUUUAUUUCUGUUUGAAUUAGUGCAUGUUUAAAAUCAAGCAAGAAAAUGAAAGUAACUUGUCUUAGUGCUGCAUAAUUUAAACAUUUUCCAUGAAUUUUGGAAUACAGGAAGGAACUGGUACCAUUAUAUUAUUGUAAUAUUUUCUUUUUAAUGUUAUAUUUCCCUUUGGGAAUGUAAUAUUUGUAUUUUUUAUUUUAUAAUAUGUACCUACUCUAUUUUAUGGAAGAGUUUUAUCAUGCUUUAUACAGUUUGUAUUAUCACAGAGUUAUCAGACGAUAACAAAUAAAACUAUAUUUGCCA
Pseudopipra pipra is the source of this 3947-nucleotide messenger RNA. RefSeq names its product phospholipase A2 group IVA (gene PLA2G4A). NCBI's taxonomy places the organism in Eukaryota, Metazoa, Chordata, Aves, Passeriformes, Pipridae. The record is from RefSeq and is a predicted model, not a curated record. Gene Ontology annotation, molecular function: calcium-dependent phospholipid binding; calcium ion binding. The coding region runs from base 307 to 2649 and encodes 780 amino acids. Gene Ontology annotation, biological process: glycerophospholipid catabolic process. The transcript is spliced from 20 exons. Gene Ontology annotation, cellular component: cytosol; Golgi apparatus; nucleus.